UGUUCCAUAUCGAAGACAGUAUAUUAUAUAUAUCGUAUCCUAUAGAUGAUUAAUUCUAUCUAUAAAUAUGCAGAGUUUGAAACCGCUGUCUUAAAACAAAUCUAAACAGUAUCACGAGUUCCAGUUUCUUGUAUCGCAAGUAAACCCUAGUUUAGUUUGAUGCUAAUCGUCGUUAACUUCUGUCUCCAAGAUCUUUGAUGGUUUUUUUUUUGUUGCAUACAGGAUCAGAUCACUAGCCCUCUCAGCUGUGGGAUCUUUGAUUUAUUCGAUCCACAAGUGUUUCAUGAAUCGUUCCAAGUUUCUGAAGUGAAAUCCGUGUCGAAAAAUUCGGAUUACGACCAGAACUGGCUGUUCUCUUACAACAACGUCAAUAUGUUACAGCAAUCAGCGAGCUUCAACGGAAACGACGGCUCAAACACAACAACGCCGGGGGGAAACGAUAACAAUAACGCGGAUCUAUCAAUCAUAUUGGAUUUGCAAGAAGAUCUCGACAGCGACAUCGAUCUCUCCUCUUUUCUGCAGUUCCCAGUGUCCGAUCAUCUCAUCAGGGCUUCAUGCCAAGAACAGCUAGAUUUCUUCACGGGUUCAGUCCAACAGGCUCUGAACAACAUUCUCUACUCUCCCACUGGAGAUCCUCUGGCUCUGGCAGCGGCUUCUUCCUCGGCGCCACCGCCGUCCCAAUCAGCGGGUUUUGAGGAAGAUUGUGUUUCUUCGGUCGCAAGUUACAAUGUUGGGCUUAACCCUUCUGCCCCAUCUUGCUCUUUCUCUGGCAUGCCCCCGUAUCUGCCCAGUUUAUCCUCGGAAAGUUCUGAACUUUUCUCGAGGAUUUUUCACCUGCAGCCUCAUGAUCCAUUGAUGGAUUAUCGGUCCGACAAUGGUGGUAUUUCGCCCCUCGAUUCGAUCAAACACAUCUUCAAUCCCCGAGAUCUUCAGAUGUCAACGUUUGAUAAACCGGCUAAACCGAGUAACGAAUUUCCCGGUUUGGGAAGUGGACCGCCAUUCGCGACGGAGAUAAGCGGUUUGGACGAUUCGAUGUUCAACAAAGUCGAAAAACUCUCCGUCGAGCAGAGGAAAGAGAAGAUCCAUAGGUACAUGAAGAAGAGGAGCGAGAGGAACUUCAGCAAGAAAAUCAAGUAUGCGUGUCGGAAGACAUUGGCGGAUAGUCGUCCAAGAGUACGGGGAAGAUUUGCUAAAAACGACGAACGACGGGAAAUCCGUCGACAAGCUUCUUCAAGCGACGAUGAUGACGUGGGAGUGAAGGAAGUGGAAAAUAAGAUUGUGGAUUCUUCAGACACAUUCUCACACAUGAAUUGUCUGAAUUCCUUCAACUGCAACCACCCUAUCCAAUUUUGGACCUAAUUAACCCAAAAAUAAAGUCAUAUUAUAUAUAUGCACAAAUAUACACAAAUAAAUAGCAUAAUUAGAGUUAUAUACAUAGAAAAUGAAAAAAUGUGUGUAUAUAUAUAUGAUGGUUUUGUAUUUCUUGGGUGUUGUAGUAAUAAUAAAUCAUUUUGAACAUUA
Molecule: messenger RNA, 1521 nt
Organism: Tarenaya hassleriana
Lineage: Eukaryota; Viridiplantae; Streptophyta; Magnoliopsida; Brassicales; Cleomaceae
Exons: 4
Coding region: 373-1359 (328 amino acids)
Biological process (GO): regulation of flower development
Cellular component (GO): nucleus
Molecular function (GO): protein binding
Source: RefSeq, a predicted model, not a curated record